Eurypyga helias (sunbittern) is the source of this 405-nucleotide messenger RNA. It is a transcript of the gene RPTOR, whose product is annotated as regulatory associated protein of MTOR, complex 1. Gene Ontology annotation, molecular function: protein-macromolecule adaptor activity. Gene Ontology annotation, cellular component: cytoplasm; TORC1 complex. Gene Ontology annotation, biological process: cellular response to amino acid stimulus; positive regulation of cell growth; TORC1 signaling. Lineage: Eukaryota; Metazoa; Chordata; Aves; Eurypygiformes; Eurypygidae. The annotation marks the transcript as partial. The record is from RefSeq and is a predicted model, not a curated record. The transcript has 5 exons.
AUGUCUUUACGGGAAGCAAACGCGUUCUGCAUGCAGAAGAGUGUCCGACUGGUGCCAGGAGUCACGCUGGAUUUAAUAGAGAAGAUUCCUGGAAGACUGAAUGACAGGAGAACUCCGCUGGGAGAGCUGAAUUGGAUCUUCACCGCUAUCACAGAUACCAUUGCAUGGAAUGUCUUGCCCAGAGAUCUUUUCCAGAAGCUCUUCAGGCAAGACCUGCUUGUGGCCAGUUUAUUUCGGAACUUCCUCCUGGCAGAAAGAAUUAUGAGAUCGUACAACUGCACCCCGGUCAGCAGCCCUCGCCUACCUCCCACCUACAUGCACGCCAUGUGGCAAGCAUGGGACCUUGCGGUUGAUAUUUGCCUUUCCCAACUACCUACAAUUAUAGAGGAAGGAACUGCCUUUCGG